GGCGCCACCCUUUUACGCUUUCGUGCGCGCUGGGCCUGCUGCCGAACGGUUCAGUUACCGUGCAGCCGAGAACCAGGUCAGACGUACUUUGUUCCUGUUCCGGGUAUUCGUGUUCUUCGCCUGCGUUCGCCGGGGUAGUUUGUCGCCCGUACCGGAAGUUUUCCACCGUGCGUUUGUGUAUGCGUGUGUUUGUGUUGGAAUUUUCGAAAUUCACACAGGUACAGCUGCAGAGCGUGUACCUAGCUGCAUGAAAGUGAGUGAGUGAAGUGAAUCCAUCAACGCGAAAGCAUCAGAAGGGUUUUGUGGCUGAAGUGCAGCUGUAGCGCGAUGAAAUUAGUGCCCGCUGGUGCGAGCUUGCAGUGAAUUGUGUGUGUGUAUGUGUUUGUGCGGGUGUCUGUGCGGAAAUUAAUAGAAAAUUGCAAAGCUUAGAAAUUGCAAGUCGAGUGCGCUGCAAGUCUGUGUUUGAGUGCUGGUGUUAGUGCGUUGUGUAGUGGAGUAAAAUAGGAAAUAGUGAAAAUAAUCAAAGAAUGCUCCCGUUGGAAAGAUGAGAAAAAAUUGUCCAACGCGGUGCAAGAAAUCGGUCGAGUGAGCUCAAAACCCUUCCGGCCAGAACGGGGGUUUGUGUCUGUGUGUGUGUGUGUGUCUGUGAGUGUGCGUUUGCAAGGCAAACCUGUGUAGAAACGGCAUGAAGCGUCGCGUGACGAUUGUGUACAAUCCGGUGCAGCCGGGCACUCGUCACCAGCAUCAUACUCUUCACCAACCACCUUCCACUUCCCCUCCCGCUCCUCAUCAGUCCUCCUUCCAGCCGACAACAUUAGCAUCCUCAUCAGCGGCACCCGACCAUCGCUCCCUGUGUCUGUCCUGCAUGGCAACCUCAUCGUCCUCCCCGUCGGCAUUCCGCUUCAUGAACGGCUCCUCAUCACCAUCGCCAUCACCAUCAUCAUCAUCAUCAUCAUCAGCGUCCUUUCCGUGCCAACGGUGCUGCUCGAUAUCAUCCAUUUUGAAAUCGUCGCCGGCGUCAUCACCGUCGCCGUUGAGUGCCUCAGAAAAAGCAGCACAACUAGAAGAUGCUCUUAAUAACAACCACCAUCACCAGCACCACAAACCAUCGACGGACGGGUGCUGUGCGAGUGUGGCCGAAUGCACCACCGGCCGACGGCGGGCAUCGCACCCGGCGGGCGACCGGGGCGACGAGCAGCGCUGGUGCAUGUACCUGCUCGUCGGGCUAAUUGCGACCCUCUGCUAUCUGAACGGCAUCCAGGGCGACUUUGUGCACGACGACAUCCCGGCCAUCACGCUCAACAAGGACGUGCUCGGGACGGGCCCGGUGGCGCAGGUGUUCCGCAACGACUUCUGGGGCACGCCGAUGGCCGACCUAAGCAGCCAUAAAUCAUACCGUCCGCUGACCACGCUGACGUUUCGCCUCAACUAUCUGACCUUCGGUCUGCGCUCCGUCUGGUUUCAUGCGACAAACGUGGCGCUACAUGCCGCCGCCACCGUGCUGUUCACGCGCGUCUGCCUCACGAUCGCGGGCCUGCGGCAAAACUUUGCCAUCCUGGCCGGCGUCCUGUUUGCUGUCCAUCCGAUCCACACCGAAGCGGUGACGGGCAUCGUGGGACGUGCCGAUGUGUUGGCGUGUAUAUUCUUCCUAAUUUCGCUGCUAGUCUACCACGGUCGUUCCCAUCAGCCCGACAUGAACUCGAUCUGGCUCAGCAUCGUACUCGGGGGGCUGAGCAUGCUGGCGAAAGAGACGGGCAUCACCGUGUUUCUCCUAAACGUUGCGUACGACACCUAUCGCAACUGGCCCGCUCUGAAGCGCACCAUGCAGGACAUGCGCUGGAGUGAGGAGACGCAUCAGUUUGGCCGCCGGGUGUCCCGGGUACUGCUCUCAAUGGGAGUCCUGCUAGCGGUCCGGUUGGCCCUGCUGCAGGGUUCACUGCCGCGCUUCUCGCAGCAGGACAAUCCGACCGCCUUCCAUCCGAAUCUUUACGUGCGCCUGCUAACGUUCUGCUAUCUGGCUGCCUUCAACUGGUGGCUUCUGCUGUGCCCUUCCACGCUCAGUCACGACUGGCAGAUGGGUUCGAUCCCGCUCGUUACCACGCUCAGCGAUCCGCGCAAUUUGCUCACGUUUAUUGCGUUCGGUGCAGCGCUCUUAUUCGUGUUUCGUGGUCUGAUGGAUUGUGAGCAUCAGCGUCACGUGCCGGUGGUAUUAGGGUUUCUAUUAUUAGUGCUGCCGUUUCUGCCCGCCACAAAUCUCGUCGUAACGGUGGGCUUCGUCGUCGCCGAGCGCGUUCUCUACAUUCCAAGCAUGGGCUGCCUAAUACUCGUCGUGUACGGUGCACAGCGACUCUGGGAACGCUUGGACGCUCGCCUGCGGAGACCGUUCCUGCUGCUAACCAUCGUGCUGCUGGCGGCCGGCUGUCUCAAAACCAUCGCCCGGAACCAGGACUGGAGCUCGCGCGAAGCCUUACUGCGAUCGGGCCUGAAAACGCUACCGCACAACGCCAAAAUGCACUACAAUUUCGGCAACUUCCUGCGGGACUCGUCCCGGCCCGAGCCGGCGAUCGCUCAUUAUCGGGAGGCGCUGCGGCUGUGGCCGACGUACGCCAGUGCGCACAACAACAUCGGCACGCUGAUGCCACAGUUCGCCACGGCCGAGUAUCACUUCCGGGAGGCUAUCAAAUAUGCAUCCGAGCACAUUAACGCACACUACAAUCUAGGCCAAUUAUACAGAAAAUCGAAUCGUACGAGCGACGCGAUCCGGAUGCUGGAGCGCUGCAUUCAGCUGGAACCGCUCUUUACCGCGGCUUACCUGGAGCUGGUGAAGCUGUACGGUGGGCAGCCGGCAGCUGCCGGUCGGCUGCUGGCCCGCGUUGUCCGCCUCAACCCGUACAAUGCGGACCUGCGCCGGCAGUACGGCGACUGGCUGAUGGAGCAAAACAUGCUGCUGGAAGCGUUCAAACAAUACCAGGAAGGGAUCAAAAUAAUGGAAACUCAUCAAUUAUCCGUGAUUGGUGCCUGUCGCUGUCUACGCAAAAUGGGACAACAGUCGCGAUUGCAUCAAAUGGUGCUGAGAUGGCAAUUUAUAGUUCGCUUAUCGAACGGCGGCAUUCCGAUACAGAACGAUAUCUAUCUCCGUGAUUGGAGCAUAAAGCACGAGCUUCGCAACCGGGCGAUGAUAUACGACAGUGGUAGUAGUAGCAGCAGCAGCAGUGGAAGUAGCAGUGGAAGUGGCGGCACCAGCAGCAGCAGCACUAACACCGGCACCGGCAGCACUAUUGUGAAUGGCGACAGUGGGCCCACCACGACCGAAGACACCGGAAGCAUAAAAGAUUGCUCCAAAAUAAACUGCAGAAAACAAACGGACCCACGGCACCCGGCGGAACCGGCCGAAAUAAGCAUACGAAUACUGCGCACGCCACACUGCAACCGGUCGGAGCACAUUCCCAGCUCGCUGAAGGCCUGCAAACUGGCAGCAGCAUCGGCGCCUCCCACCACCGCCAACAGUGCGGCACCGGAACCGCCAUCCACCCACAACGGGAAGGGCAGUGUGAAAACGAAAAAAUGGUCCAAAUCACGGCACAAACCGAAACGGCAGCAGCCCUCCGGUACGACCGCCCUCGAUCCGAACGGUGCCCCACUUGCUGCCCCGCUGCUCGUGUCCAACCUGCUCGACAAGCUGUAACGUACCGUUUGGGCGGUGGAUGAAGGGGAGAAAUGCAAAGCGACACACGGCGGGUCUAGCCUCGAUGUACGAUGAUCGAUAGUGAUGAUUUUAUUUCCCCCGGCCUCGACGAGAGAAAGAUGGGGCAAAACCAGGGGGACUGAACUGAUUUCGACAAGCAAUGGCACAAAAUUCGCACCAUGCAACAAUGAAGAUGUGCACGGUGAAGGGUAUGAUAAAUCGUAUUACAUUACUGGCUCGUAACAAAGGCAGGGAGUUAGAAAGAGAGAGAGAGAGAGAGAUGGAAAAGAAAAAAAAACACAACCCCACUCGCAGCAGUACUAUCCCACGGUCCCCGUAGCUAUCAAAUCCGAGACAGCAACAGUAUUGUCGGCGAUAUUUGGUUGGCUGUAAGUUGUAAGUAAUCUAACCUUCUAACACGCCUGUGCUUAAUGCCGCUCGCGUAGCAGCUGUACAUUUUCGGUAUCACUUCGGUGGCGGACGGGAAAGCGAAUGAUUGAAAGCAACAACAAAAAAACACCCCGUAUAUCCUCUCUGUGUAUGUGUAUAUAAUCGCACCGCCCAACCAACUACUGCAAGAGGUAAGUGAGUGAGAUGCUAGUGAUUAGUAGAGCAGACAGCAGGAGCAAAACAAAAAAAAAAACAAAACGAAACCACACGAAGCGUACAAUCGUGUGAAAGCGAUAGCGAAACCGAGCUGCAAAGCAGUGGGAAGGCAAUAGGACGACGACGUUGAUUUUGAACGGUGACAGCUCCUGUGUUGAGAGCUCACCGUUUGUCGGUGCAGUGUAAAAAGCUUAGAAAUAAGACUGUAGUGAUGGCCAGAACCAGUACUAGGGGGAGACUGGGAGGGAAAAAAUUCUAUACAAAGUGUAUUUGACUGGAAUGGCUUCUUUUUGAUAUGUGGCUCUCUAACAAGCUCAAAUGGUUUCGGACGGUGUGGGAUGAGCGACUGAGUGAAUUGCAUUACGGAUAGCGUCAAAAAGUCUCACAAAUGCGUUGUUUUUUUUUUACAAUUUGACAGCCAAAGAGCUUCGUUUUGACAGUAGGGUUAUGUUUAAUUCAACAUUUUAUUUGCAUGACUAAAUCCCAAAAUUAACGAACUGUAAAUAAACCACUCAAACCUUUCAUGCAAACGUUCUGUUCAGCAGCGCAGAAAAAGUGUCAACCUAUCUUGCUGUCAUUUUUUAUGUUUUUGUUUAAUGCUUUGCUGUGUGCCUGCAUCGCAGCAAACCGUGCAAAAGGGAGUAACGAAUUUAAAAAAUAACGAACGCGUCGCCUGAAGCAACCAUACCCACACUGCAACGAACCGCAAUAAAGACCAGCCAAGAGAUUUAUGCAAAAAACAGAACAAAAAGCGAUCCAAACAAUGGCCAAAUCAUACGCUAGCUAUCCCAUAUUUUCCGUUUCAGAGCUUGAGUGAGGGCGAGUCCGAGCUUUUAGGAUGUUAGUGCA
This is a messenger RNA of Anopheles coluzzii, 5140 nucleotides long. Its product is annotated as protein O-mannosyl-transferase TMTC1-like. The record is from RefSeq and is a predicted model, not a curated record. Lineage: Eukaryota; Metazoa; Arthropoda; Insecta; Diptera; Culicidae. The transcript is spliced from 13 exons. Gene Ontology annotation, biological process: protein O-linked glycosylation via mannose. Bases 686 to 3685 code for a protein of 999 amino acids. Gene Ontology annotation, molecular function: protein binding; mannosyltransferase activity.